Molecule: messenger RNA, 978 nt
Organism: Solenopsis invicta (red fire ant)
Lineage: Eukaryota; Metazoa; Arthropoda; Insecta; Hymenoptera; Formicidae
Exons: 1
Coding region: 1-978 (325 amino acids)
Molecular function (GO): protein dimerization activity
Source: RefSeq, a predicted model, not a curated record
AUGAAAAAACACUUAUCGACAUCAGACUCUAAUUUGGUUCCAAAAAGAUUAAGUGAUACACGUUGGUCAGUCAGAGCGGAUGCUACAAAAGCUUUAUCUUUAGGAUAUAGUUGUUUUCGAAAUGCUUUAGAAGAGCUUAUAACUGAUAAUAGUCAGAAACAAACAAUUAGAGUGGAAGCUCAAUCUUUGGCCAACUCAUUGAAUAAGCUGGAAAUUGCGAUUAUUUGUGAAAUUUGGAACGACAUUUUACAAAAAUUUAAUGCUACAAAUAAAAGCUUGCAAAAUGUCAAUAUUGAUUUAGAAACUAUGGUAAAAUUGUAUAAUUCUUUAAAGAAUUAUCUCUUGAAUCUUAGAACAACGGAAAACUUUCUGAAUUUCGAAAAAAGCGGUAUAGAAAAAUCUGGUUGUGAGGAGUACAAUUUGAGAAGUAAUCGGAAAAGGAAGCGCCACUUUGACGAAGGUGCAGAAGCUGAGACUGUCGUCGAUGCCAGAAAUUCAAUGAAAAUCAAAGUUUAUCUUCCAAUUUUAGACAAUCUUAUUAACGCCCUCGAAAAAAGAGCGGCGAGCUAUAAGUAUCAUUCGGAAACAUUUGGAUUUCUAAAUAAACUACAACUCUAUUCUGAAUUUGGAAAUGACCAACUAAGAGUUUGCGCAAAAAAUCUAGUGGAAAUAUAUAAUUGCGAUUUGGAGGACGAAUUUACUGAAGAAAUCAUUCAAUUUAGAUACUUUAUCCAAAAUGAAGAAUUUUCUUCCAAUAUUCCACUUUCAGUAUCAUAUUUAAAGUUAAUACGUGAAAAUAAAAUUCAAGCUACUUUCCCAAACGUCGAAGUGGCAAUAAGGAUAUAUCUUUGUUUAGCUUUAACGAACAGUAGCGGUGAACAAUCAUUUUCAGCAUUGAAGAGAGUAAAGAAUGCUUUUAGGUCAACAUUAGGCCAAGAAAAAUUAAACAAUCUCUCUAUUUUAAAUAUUGAAUCGUAA